AUCGUAAAAACGAUUCCUUUCGAAUCAUCAAGUUCUUUAGGACCUUUAGAUUCUGAAGUUACAGCGCGAGGAAGAGCAAAAAGACAAACUAGUGCAAUCUAUGAUAGUGCAAGUAGACGAGCAACUAUAAGUCAUACUGGAACUAUAAUUGAUAACAAUAAUCAUAACCUUAUGGGAACAGGUGCAAUUUCUGGUGGUAAACAUCAACCUUUUGGUGUUGGUGGAAGUUUGGAUUAUACUCAUAAGCCAAGUGCUAGUACUCUCAGUGCUUCAGCUAAACAUCUUGAUGGAUUAGGAACUAAUGUUGGUGUAUCCGGCCGUUAUAAUUUCAUAAAUGAACGGAAUACUCAAGCAUAUAUUGGAGCAAAUUAUGAUAGACAAUAUGGAGGACCUUCUGGAACGGGAAACCCCAACUAUGGUGUAUUUGCUGGGUUGACACACAGAUUUUAAUAACUCAAUUUAAAAAUUUAUUUAAAAAACUACAAUUUAUUGUUAGAUGUGCCAUUAAAAAUGUAUGAUUUCAUCAAAAAUAAUAUAAAUAAAAGUUGUAAUUUAAUAUUAUAGAA
This is a messenger RNA of Onthophagus taurus, 566 nucleotides long. RefSeq lists its product as uncharacterized. Gene Ontology annotation, cellular component: extracellular region. NCBI's taxonomy places the organism in Eukaryota, Metazoa, Arthropoda, Insecta, Coleoptera, Scarabaeidae. Gene Ontology annotation, biological process: defense response to bacterium. The record is from RefSeq and is a predicted model, not a curated record.